AUUGUUAAAGCUCCCAGAAAGUGGGUGCAUUGUGCAAUGUAGUGUCUGUGGUGCAGCGCUGGACAUAGUCACAAGCAAGGUAUGACUGCUGCACUCCGAGACAUACUGUAACUCCGCAUUUCUCACAUAGCAGUGACAAAGAAAAAAAAACGAAACAAGGACUUUCAGCAAGGGUUGUCAAGAGGAGUGGUUGAGACAGAGGUCAUUGCGUCCUUUGAAGAAGAAGUGUGUAAAUGAGUAUGGAAGAUUAUGACUACCUAUUUAAAAUUGUCUUGAUUGGAAAUGCUGGAGUUGGAAAGACCUGCUUAGUACGAAGAUUUACUCAGGGUUUGUUUCCACCAGGUCAAGGAGCCACUAUUGGAGUUGAUUUCAUGAUUAAAACCAUUGACAUAAAUGGAGAAAAAGUGAAGCUCCAGAUUUGGGAUACUGCUGGACAAGAACGGUUUCGAUCCAUCACACAGAGCUACUACCGCAGUGCAAAUGCCUUAAUAUUGACCUAUGAUAUCACAUGUGAAGAAUCUUUCCGCUGUCUUCCUGAAUGGCUGAGGGAGAUUGAGCAGUAUGCAAGCAAUAAAGUUACCACUGUUUUAGUUGGCAACAAGAUUGAUUUAGCAGAGAAACGAGAAGUAUCCAGAGAAAGGGCUGAUGAAUUCUCAGAAUCUCAGAAUAUGCAUUACCUGGAAACGUCAGCAAAAGAGUCAGACAAUGUUGAAAAACUGUUCCUUGACCUUGCAUGUCAGUUGAUUGGAGAGGCAAAGCAGCACACACUGGUCAAUAAUGUAGCAUCUCCUUUGCCUGGUGAAGGCAGAAGCAUCAGCUACUUGAACUGUUGCAACUUUAAUUAGAUAUGAUGUGAACAUUAUCUGUGAAAUAGAGCUGACGGUUUACAGGGGCAAUCUGAUGAAGAAGAAAGUUCCUGCAAUUCUUACCUUAUUGACCAAAGCUUAAGGUAAUUUCUGGACUUCAGAAUGGAAGGCUGAUAUUUCAAAAAAAAGACACAUACAAUGUAGAAAGCUUCUACGCUUCAGAUACCCAAGUGAGGUAACACUACAAUAUCUAGAAUUAUUGAAAAAAAAUUCUCAACUUUAACUUUGCUGUGCUUUGAAAUAGCUCUGCCAAAUGCUUAUUUGAUGCACGGAAUUUGCCAUUUUGUUGCUUCUUACAAUGAAGGCUGGUAUUAAUAGUUUAAUAGAAAAGGUAACUUAAAAUGUAGAUGAUACACUAUUUGAUUUGCUUUUAACCACUAAGGUCUUUAUGGUCCCAUGCUUCAAAUAAUAUAUUGGUGCUAAAUGGGCUUUUAUUGAGUCAUUUUACAAUUGACAAUUGAGGUAGUUCGUUUAUAUGGAAAUUGUGCAUUUUCUUAUAAGCACUGCAUGUGAUCAUUAAGCCCUUUUAAAAUAGCCUAAUGUUGGAUAUUUUGAUAACCCCAGUCCCCAUUCUCACUGGAUGCUUUUCAUCACUUGUGUAGAAUUUAAUGAGCAACCAGCUCAUUCCUUUAUUUGUCUUUAUUCAUCUUGCGUAUGUUACUGAUUGAACCACAUACUGUAUUUUUUGUACAGUAGCUGUUUUGUUCUGGUUUUAACUUAAGCUUUAGUUCUGCCUCUGUAAAUUUUAAGUCCUUCGAGACGAUCAGGGAAGAUUUUGUCUCUGUUAUGCAACAAAGUCCUAAAUUAAUAAAGCAUUUUAUUUUAUAAAACAUUUAUGAAUUUGCUAUACAUAGCAGUCAGAUAAAAUCUUCCUUAUAUUUAAUUAUUUUUCUUUUCCAACUGUUUCACAUCCCUUUUCUGAAGGUGUGGAUUCAUCCUGAGAAACAUUCUCACAGGCCCAAUGUUCUCCUGCCCAAAGGGGCCAUUAAUCAUGCAUGAUUGUAAGAAUCAACACAGUAUUCUUGCAUGUCUGGUGUCAUCACAACUAAGCCCAGUGCUGUUCUCUGGCUUCCGUGAAUCACAUGAACACUGUCAGGAGCAAUUCCAGAGUGUGACUUAAAGAAGCAACAAAUAUUCUUUGUAUUCCCAUCCCCAUGCUGGAUAACACUGAGGUCAAUAGUGUCUCCUAUUCCACUGUCCUUACUGAGGUUGACAAAUUCAGUACAGACUAAGCAUUAAACCUGCAACCUUCCUAGUUUAUAUAAAUUGGAUAAGCCAUCAGGGUUGCAUUUAUAUAUUGUGUUGGUCUUGGGGCUGAUGUUUAAAUACUAACCCAUUGUAAUGUAUGGAAUGUAAUAUUAUGUGGAAAUUUGGUUAGUGGAAAGCACUGGAUCACCAUAUUUUUCCUGAGGGAAAUUCUUUCGUCAUGUUAAUUAGCUCUAGCAUUUUCAAAUGCUGUUGACUUCAGGCCAAUGUAUUAACUGUCAAUUGUUGAAAAAUGCAAGAAAAGCAUCGGAAAUGAACCACAUUCUUUUAUUCAAUGAACACUAAUUCAAGCAAGAGUACUAAUGGGUUUAUGAAUUAUAGUGACCUUACUGGUAUAUGUUGAGCCAUAGUGAAAAUGUGACCUUGGAAACCCAUCGAUUAUACUUAGCCUUUAUAUCCUAGCCAAGGUAGGAUUCUAAAUGAUUGAACUAUUUAUGAGGCAUUUCUAUGAUUGUUUUAUCCUAUGUUAUUACCAAUUUACAACACUCCAUUUAAAGAUGACAAUGGACCAAUUCAAGUAGUGCAAUUUCCUUUGUGUAGCCCAUAAAUGAACAAUCAUAUUAGUCAUUGCACAUGUUUUGCUUCUUGAUUUAUUUACAUCUCACAAUCAAUCAGAUUUUUGCCAUAUUCCUGAAUUCCCAUUUUAUUAAGCUGCUUUGUGAUACAGAGUAGCCUUGGAGAACAGCUUUAAAUAUUUUGUUUGUUUGCUUACAUAUUCAUAAUACUUGAAUACAUUCAUAAGGCAGUUAUGGAAAAUGACUAUAUUAAUUAGAGCUGUUUAAGCAAAUUGAUUAUUAAUUAUAAAACAGUUUUAGAUGUUAUCCCAUGAACAUAUAGCAUGGUUGUACCAAACUCACCUUGCUCUUUUAAUUAAGGUACUUUUUCACUUAAUGAUAGGCUCUUGAUCUUUUGCUUUUACCUAAUAGAUUGAAUUGAAAUUAGGACAUUGCAAAAUAAAGUGCAGCUCUUGUAAUCACUGCAUCAAUUUCUGCCAAUGUUAUAAUAUUGGCAGCAACAUUUUGUACCCCGAGCUAUUGUUUUGGAUUUCUUUGCACUUUACAUCAAGCAUAACAGCCUCAUGUGGUUAUUAAUAGUUUAUUCACAAACACUGACCUUUGUGUUCUAAAUCACUUGCUGCGGCAUUGUGGAAAAUUCUGAAGUGUUUUCAGUUGUGAUGCUGGCAGAAGCUAUCCUUUUUUAUUUUUCCUCUUCUACAGUGUAAGUUGAAUAGGAUGAUGUCAUUUGUGAUUUUCCACAGAACUGCUGGCCUUUAAAAUAACCUUUUAAAAUCUCAUUAACUUGAUCAUAUCCAGCCAUCACACAAUAUAUUAUUCAAAAAUAAAGCCUUUUGCUACAUUUUAUACCAGUAAUGGGUUGCAUGAUAGUAAAGGGUUUUUUAAGUAAACAACACUCUUGCAGCACAGCUGCAGUGGUAGCUUGACAGAAGACAGUAAUAUGAGAACCGUUGAAUCAAGACUCACUGAUUUCUUCCAAAAAUAUUGGCAGCUAAAAGUAUUAAUUAACCUAACAUCUCUUUAUUUGAAUUGACGACCUUAGUAAUUUGCUGAAACUGAACCUUGCAAACCACUGUGGUUUUCACCUUAUCAAGAUUAUCAUUGUAUAUCUUGCUUUGUGUCUGAGGCUAUUUCACUGCUGUGAUAAUUGAGCAAUGCGCAGACCAAGUACGUGAAUUUCUGACUGAUUUCUGACCGCAAGUUAUUUGCUUCUGACUGAGCUGAAAUUAGCACAAGAAAACACCAGGCCAUUAUUCUACUAUAUGUAUAAAAUGUAUAUAUAUAUAUUUUAAAAAACAAUGCAAAUAUUUAUCCUUGAGGUAGAUCUCUUCUUGGAACACAAUUUAAAUUCAUUUCAAUAUGGAAGAUAUUUGCCUACCGAAGAGUAAAAUACCCCCUUUUUAACCAUUUCUCCUAUUAAGAACCAUAAACAACAAGGAGUUUCUGUAAGUAACAUGGCCUGAAUGAUGAUUCAGAAUAUAACUUUCAGUAUUUUUUUUAUAUUGUAAUCUUGUUUUUAUAUUAUUGCUAUUAGUACUAUUAAUGUUGCAGAGGUGCUAUCAUAGUUCUCAAAGAGCAAAUAUGGUGGGAAAUUCUGUAGGAAAAUCCCAAAUUAUGGGGGCAUUUAAAAUUAUGAAAGGAUGGGACAGGAUAGAUAGAAGCAGACUUUUUCUAGUAACUUGAGGGUCAAGAACGAGAGGACAUUAAAAACAAGAUUUAAUCUAAGAAAUUUAGAAUUGGGGGCUGGAGAAACUUUUUGGUGAGUUGAGAGGCUAUGGAAUUCACUUUCCAUAGCGGUUGAGGCAGAAACUAUGUCAGCACUCAAGAUUACAAUGAGUGGAUGGAUGAUGGAAAGGGUAAUAUGGGAACAGGAUGGAUAAAUAUGAUUAGAACUAUUGCUCACUAGAGGAGAAAUUGCGACACAAACUGGUUGGGCCGAUUGCCCUGUCUUUGUUUUGUAACUACUAUGUAUUCCUAUAUACUGAUAGUUUGAUAGAAAAUGACCCAAUUAAGAAAUUAAUUCCCUCAAAAGCAACAUUAUUUUUAAAAUGCACUUUUAAGAAUGUUAAUUAUCAUUCAAGACUUGAGAGUUGUUCUGUAUUCUUAUAUUAACAUUACAAAGGAUUGAGAGUUAUGAAAGCAUUGAGCUUUGACCCUUUACACGAUGAAAAUGUUUUUCUGGGUGGUAGAACCAAUGUGCCAUUUGAUGCCAGUGGCCACUCUAGAAUAUCUGGACAUGUGUUAUUGUAAAGCCUAACAUUUUGACUAAAAGAAAAACUCCUAAAAUCAGCAGUGCAUUAUUUCUUUUUCUCUUAUUUUGGGUCUCCUCUGGCACACCCUUUGCUCAACAUAAAAGGGUUGGGUUGGGCAACAUUUUCCAUUGCUAGUAGGUCACGAAGAGGUUUGCGAGAAUACCUAGGACUGACUUCCUCCCAAUUUCUCUUGCUGCUGGAAAUCUGCACACUCCCAUCUCCAAACAAUGUAGCUGAAGUUUGGAUCUCAUUUUGUGGCAAACCAAGAGGCAAAACUUCCUUUGCACACAAUAUGUAAAAUACAAACUCUUUAUAGUUAAGUUAGGAAUUUUGUUCCUCAUAGGAAAUCUCCCCUAUUCCCUGAGCACUAAACACACACUAUUUAGCACAGUGAAUUAGUUAAUCUUUCUGUACAUUUAACCUAAAAUUUCUUUUGAGGGUAAUAAGUUCUAAGAUCCUUAUUCACAUUGAUUUUUUGUUUAAGAUCCAAAAGAAUAUAGUUGGUAUUAAAUCUGUCGUGUACUCUACUUGAGAGAGAACUUUUCAUUUUUUCGCGAUUUUUCAUCUUCCUCCCAAAAACGAGUGUUUAGAAUUAGUAUGCCCAUGGGCAUACUAGGAAAAACUAAUAUUUAACUGUAAGCAUACAAAUGUGUUGCUUGUUUGUUCUUAUGCCCUCAACUCCUGCAAGGAGUGAUUGAAAAUUUUCACACAAAAGAGAGAGUGGGAUGGUUAUUUUAACAAUGACAUUUUAAGACCUUUUUUAACAUCUGUAAUGUUAAAGUACAAAAUCUGUCACAAAACUUUCCCUUUAUCAGUCUCCUAAAUCACUGCCAUUUUUUUUUUAGUUUGAUUUCCUAGUCUGACUUCUCUAAUGCUAGACCCGCUGAGUUUUUCCGGGUAUUUUUGUUUUUGUUUUGGAUUUCCAUCAUCUGCAUUUUUUUGCUUUUAUUCUUCUCUAAUGCUCUGGAUUUCGUGCAUUACAGAGUUGCAGGUAACAUUGCUGUUGUGAUAUUAAAAUUGUGGUUCCUUGGGAUGCUGGGAUGUAGGAACCAGUUCUGUUCUAAUUUUUUUACACUUUUCUGGCACUUUCUCAUACACACAUUAUAAUUGGCAGCUUGUAAGGAAUCAGUAGGAUAAUUUUAAAAACUAUUGCCCACUUCUGGAAAGGGAUAUGCAUUUAUUCCGUAGACCAGAAUUACAAUAUUUUGAGGUCAGAAUUUUGUCUCCCACCUUCCCCAGUCAAACCCUAAAUUUUCCCAUUCCUGAUCCUCCACUUCCUGUCAAGCUGCCUUAUGGGACUGUUUUAAAAAGUGUAUUGGUAUGGGAGGAGGGAAAAAAAUUCUUUCCUGCUUUCCUUCCUUUUCUUCCAUCUCUCCUGACUUUGAAUGUUCCAUGUUGAUUAAGUGUUGUGUAAAAUGGAUGGUCAAAUUCCUUAUCCAGCUCCAUUGUGGGGAAAAUAAAAGUUUUUUUUUCCCCCUCUUUUUAAACCAUUUCACCAUUGACUAUUCGGCCUUGGUAACAUCCAAUGUUUUGUUCAUCACCUUCAGCAAAAAGCUAUCUUUUUAAGAAGUAGGAACAUUUAUUGAAAAAUAUGGCAGUGUUAUUGCUUAUGUUAGAUAUGAUAUCAAUUAAAAUAGGGCAAAUGUGUACAUAACUUUUUAAAAACUUGUCCCUUACUGGACAAAUGAAAGCUGAGCUAGCUAGAAUGUAAAAACUGUGCCUGAAUGUUGCGCUAAUAUAUUCGGGAGAAACUGUUUUGUAUUAGAACUCUUGUGAUUUUGUUUUCCCAGACUGUGCUUAAUUUAAGAAAAUAUAUACUUUUCCUUCAUUUUAAAUUUGAUAUGUUUAUAUUUAAAAAAAUUAAUUAGUUAUCAUACAUUUGUUUUUCUUCUCACCUAUGCCCCCUGCCUCCCACCAGCCAAACAUGAAAUAAAUGCUGACACUAAUUUUGAAAUGCUGCUGUACACAAUUUAGAUUGUUUAGAAGAAUGGCGGGGCUGGUUAGCUGAGUUGGCUAGAUAGCUAGCAUGUGGUUCUGAAUAACAUCAACAGUGCGGAUUUGAUUCCCUUCUGGCUGAGGGUGACUUGGGACCUGCCCCUCCUUGCCCUACACCAGUGAGUGGAAGGCAAUGUCAAACCACUACUGACAAAAAAAACUGCCAAGAAAACAACUCAGGAUGAAGCACCAGCAGACAAUGAGCCUAGGGCCUGCCCUUGGGCAGAGCACGCGUACCAUACUGUAGAAGAAUGGCGUUCCUUUCUGUCGGACUGUUUUUUUUAAAACCAAUAACGAUCUGUACAAACUCUAAUCACCUUAUUCAGCUUUCAGCAAAUGAUGGAAUUUUAAAAAAUGCAUUUACUCUUUGUGAUAUUUCAUAGAUAUCAGUGAAUGAAUGUGAUGCUGCUGACUUCUAACUUUAAGAUAGGUUGCAUAGUGUUUUAGGCUGCUGCCUGUGUACAGAAAAAUUAUUUAAUUAGAUCUGACACAUAAAUCAACAAUAAUACAGAUUAUAUAUCAGUCUAAUGCUGCUGUUGUAUUGCACUUACUAGUACAGUGCUGACAAUGUGUGCAUACCAAAUGGGGAGCAUCCAGUCACACUCUUUACUUGUGGUAGAGAGAUGGCAAAGCUCCAAACAUACGUGGUCAAACACAGAGCUGUAAUUUACUGGUGAGAUGUAUUGCUGAUGAUUUUUUCGCUAAGGUUAAGAGAACUCAUGGUGGGAUAUUCAUAAACUUUUGGUGCAAGCUGUCACUGAGUUUUUUUUUAAUAGAAGGAACUUUUUGUGAGCCGAGUUAUACAACACUAGCUGGUUUCUACUUUUGGCAUCAACAUAACGACAUCCUUGAUAUGUCACUGAAGCUGAAAGUGCAGAGCAACAAUGGCACAACUCUAAAUGCAGUGCUGACAGUGAUGUGUGCACAGAUUUGUAGAUCACUACAUUGAUCAUUGCACAAAUUGUAUUGUAAUAAUAUCUAGACUGUGAAUAGCUGUAAUCUAAGAAAUACAUAAAUGUUUUUCACUUGUGUUCUUAAUGGUGCUGUUAUUUGGAAUAAAAGAACUGUCAGUCUGUCCGUGAUUAAAAAAUAGUUUGUUAUAAUUAAUUUGAACAGAAUGUUUACCUUGUUAAACAAAACUGAACAAAAUGAAUGUUUUUGCCACA
This is a messenger RNA of Carcharodon carcharias (great white shark), 8060 nucleotides long. RefSeq names its product RAB30, member RAS oncogene family (gene rab30). The record is from RefSeq and is a predicted model, not a curated record. The transcript is spliced from 6 exons. NCBI's taxonomy places the organism in Eukaryota, Metazoa, Chordata, Chondrichthyes, Lamniformes, Lamnidae. Gene Ontology annotation, cellular component: trans-Golgi network. The coding region runs from base 234 to 845 and encodes 203 amino acids. Gene Ontology annotation, molecular function: GTP binding; GTPase activity. Gene Ontology annotation, biological process: Rab protein signal transduction.